AUGGGAACUCCCUGGCUUUCAACUCCCUUUGUCCGACUCAGAUACAAGAACCCCGGUAUCUGGAGUCCCUCGGAUCCUCGCCUCCCAAAAGAUGUCCUAGGCCGCGGUGAAGGGCGUCUCUCACCAGGGUUCGAGUUCCUGUGGAUCCCAAGUCCUACUAAAUACUGCGAGGCGGUUAUUCUCUUGCUUUGUCGAGAUUCAGAUACGAAUUACGAGUUUUUUUUUUUUUUUUUUUUGGAUUGCGACGAUUAUAUUUUGGAGUUCUUGGAUGAUGGAUCGGAAUCUUUCUGUGAGGAGGAUUUGGGGAUGGAGUUUAGGGACUUUUGA
This is a messenger RNA of Aspergillus chevalieri, 327 nucleotides long. RefSeq lists its product as uncharacterized. Lineage: Eukaryota; Fungi; Ascomycota; Eurotiomycetes; Eurotiales; Aspergillaceae. Bases 1 to 327 code for a protein of 108 amino acids. The record is from RefSeq and is a predicted model, not a curated record. The transcript has a single exon.